CAGAUCCCGCAAUCAACCACUUUGCUUCAUUUAUCAAUCAACAAUGGAGCCAUGGUUCGUAAUAAUCGUCUCCCUGUGCACCGCGGCCGUCAUCUGGUCCAUACUAGUCCGCCCGAAGAAGCUACCACCAGGGCCAUCGUUCCUUUACUCCACCUAUCUUAUGCUAACCACUUCGCUCUUAAACUUCGAACCCAUUCUUAUCAAUCUCAAUGCCCGGUAUGGACCAUUGUUUACUCUUCCCAUCGGGUUUCGAACCAACAUCUUUGUCGGCAGCCAUUCUCUAGCCCAUCAAGUCCUUGUGCAGAAAGGCGCAGUCUUCUCCGACCGCCCUAAAUCUGUUAUUACUCGCACCAUCGCCACUUCUUCCUACGGUUCUACUUGGCGGUUGUUUCGCAGGAAUCUUGCGUCCGAGGUCAUGCAUCCCGCACGCAUCAGAUCGUACUCUUGGGCGCGCAAGUGGGUGCUUCAAGUAUUGAUUGAGCGACUUCUAGAACGUCAAGAGAGUGAGGGGAUCAAGGUGGUUGACCAUUUUCAGUAUGCAAUGUUUUGUCUGUUGGUGUUUAUGUGUUUCGGGGAGAAGUGUGACGAGAGUAAAAUCAAAGAGAUUGUUAAAAUACAGCGUAACUUGCUGUUGAAUUUUGCUUCAGGGCGGUUUUCUGUGCUUACUCUUUUCCCAAAGUUGGGGAAAAUAGUGUUUAAAAACCGAUGGAAAGAGUUUGAGAAAUCGCGUAGUGAUAGAGAUGAAGUUAUUGUUCCACUCAUCAAGUCUCGUAUCGAGUUGUUGAACUCUGAGCCGCAAUUAGGAAAAGAGCAAAACGUGGCUUAUGUUGACACGAUGGUGAAUCUACAGCUUCCGGAAGAAGAUUUGAACAACGGAAAUGAUGGAAGGUUAACUUACAUGGAGAUGGCGAGCAUGUGUAGCGAGUUUCUAAAUGCGGGUACGGACACCACCUCUACUGCGCUACAAUGGAUCAUGGCAAAUCUAGUGAAGCAUCCUAGCAUUCAGAGAAAGCUCUAUGAAGAGAUCGUUGCAGUCGUGGGACCUCCACCUCUAGUGCCAUCCCCAGGGGUGGCACUAGAAUCGGUUAUAAACGAAGAGGAUCUACAGAAAAUGCCGUACCUAAAAGCUGUGGUUUUGGAAGGGCUAAGGAGACACCCACCGAACCAUUUUGUUCUUCCCCAUAGGGUCAUGAAAGAGGUAGAGGUGCAAGGCUACACGAUUCCACAAGGUGCCACCAUCAAUUUCAUGGUGGCUGAGAUGGGUUUGGAUCCGAAGGUCUGGGAUGAACCCAUCGAGUUUAAACCUGAGCGGUUCUUGGUGAAUGAUGGUGUGUUUGAUAUAAGUGGAAGCAAAGGGGUAAAGAUGAUGCCUUUUGGUGCGGGAAGAAGGAUAUGUCCUGGAUCUGAUUUGGCUCUCCUUCAUUUGGAGUAUUUUGUUGCCAAUUUGGUUUGGUAUUUCCGUUGGACUGUUCCUGACGGUUAUCGUGUUGAUCUUUCCGAGAAGACUGAGUUCACCGUUGUCAUGAAGAAUCCGCUUAGAGCACACAUCUCUUCUAGGGCUGAAAAAUGAACCGCUUGAGUUGAUAUAUAUAUAUAUAUAUACAUACAUAGCAAUACCUUUAUGAUGAUAUUACAAACACUAUAUAUAACACGCAUAGAUCUAUAGAUGGAUUAUUUCCUGUGUAUUCAUUCCAACUUUGUUUAAGGCAUUUGAUUUGUGUAAUAGUCUAUUUUCCUGUUACUUAUUUGUAUAGUGUUUCCCCUUAGCUAUCAUGUGAAUAAUAAUGAUUAUUGUUUACAAUGUA
This is a messenger RNA of Helianthus annuus (common sunflower), 1805 nucleotides long. Its product is annotated as cytochrome P450 89A2. Gene Ontology annotation, cellular component: membrane. The coding region runs from base 44 to 1570 and encodes 508 amino acids. The record is from RefSeq and is a predicted model, not a curated record. The transcript has a single exon. NCBI's taxonomy places the organism in Eukaryota, Viridiplantae, Streptophyta, Magnoliopsida, Asterales, Asteraceae. Gene Ontology annotation, molecular function: heme binding; iron ion binding; oxidoreductase activity, acting on paired donors, with incorporation or reduction of molecular oxygen, NAD(P)H as one donor, and incorporation of one atom of oxygen.